AUGGCAGACGAAGACUUGCCCACAAACAAUUGGGUCUGGAUUCCGGAUGAAGACGAGCUCUUUGUGCGGGCGAAUAUCACCAGUUAUCUCGAAAAUGGCAUGCUCAAGGUGGCCGUGAAAAACGGGGUCCAGGACUCCAUUCGGGAAGUGAACCAGAAGGAUGUAGAGAGUUGUAAUCCGGCCAAGUUCAAUAAAUGUGAGGACAUGGCCGAGCUUACGCAUUUAAACGAGCCUUCUGUGAUCUACAACAUGUUUCUCCGAUAUAACGACGAUCUAAUCUAUACAUAUUCUGGCCUCUUUUUGGUCGCCAUCAACCCGUACAAGUCGCUCUCUAUAUAUGAUCAAACCACCCUCGAGAAGUUCCAUGCUGCGGGUGUAGAUCAGAGGUUGCCGCCGCAUAUUUUCGCGAUCGCAGAGAAUACCUAUCGGAAUCUCGUUGCCAACUCAAAGGACCAGUCCAUUCUUGUGACUGGAGAGAGUGGAGCAGGAAAGACCGAAAACACUAAGAAAGUCAUUCAGUACCUCUCGCUGAUUUCCACAUCUGCCGAAGAACAUAAUGAAAUUCAUGAGAAGAUUCUCCGGGCCAACCCUAUUCUCGAGAGCUUCGGAAAUGCGAAGACCGUCAAAAAUAACAAUUCUUCUCGGUUUGGUAAAUUCAUCAAAAUCUUCUUUGACGCUAAGGGAUUGAUAUGUGGUGCCACCAUUGACUACUACCUUCUCGAGAAGUCUAGAGUGUCGCAUCAGCUGAAAGAAGAGCGCAACUACCACGCAUUUUAUCAGCUUCUACAAGGAUGCGAUCCAGAAACCUUGAAACACAAAUACCAUCUUGAUACAGACUAUCUCAAGUAUAAAUACCUCAAUCAGUCAGCCGGCUCGAUAGCCAAUGUCGAUGAUGCAUCUGAUUAUCGCCAGCUUUGUGACUCCUUUAGAGUGAUGGGCUUCCCUGAAGCCGACAUAGAGAACAUUUGCCUCAGUCUUGCUAUAAUAUUACAUUUGGGAAACGUCGACUUCACCUCGUGGAAGGCCGAGCAAGCAUCGUUUACUGAAGAGUCCAACAUACAGCUAAUUUCUAACCUUCUUGGGGUUUCUGAGUCUGACUUCUCAGUCAAUCUAUUGAGACCAAAAGUGAAGGCAGGACGUGAGUUUGUUCAAACUCUGAAAAAGCCCAACGAAGUUAAGAGUGUAAUUGAUGCCUUCGCCAAACACUUGUAUGAGAAAAUCUUCCAGUUCAUUAUUGUGAAGAUUAACAACUCGCUCAUGAGCGCUGAAAAUUUGAAUGAACACUUCAUAGGAGUUUUAGAUAUUGCUGGAUUCGAAAUCUUCGAAAUCAACUCCUUUGAACAACUCUGCAUCAACUACACCAAUGAGAAACUCCAACAAUUUUUUAAUCACCAUUCGUUUAUCCUUGAGCAAAGCGAGUAUCUCCGUGAAGAUAUACAUUGGGAGUAUAUUGAUUUUGGUCUAGACCUUCAACCUACCAUCGACUUGAUAGAGAGCAAACAGCCCAUGGGUGUUUUAGAGAUAUUGAACGAUCAAUGUCUUGUUCCAAAUGCAAACGAGGAGGCCUUCAUAAACAAACUCCUUGAUACUUGGGGCAAUGGGGAAAGUAAAAAGUUUAGGCCAAACAAGGUGAGAAGUGGUUUCAUUAUCGAUCACUAUGCUGGUUUAGUGGAGUACAAUAUAGAUGAUUGGCUUCAAAAGAACACAGAUCCUAUAAGCGAGAAUAUCUUGGCUCUCAUGAGUACUUCAUCCAAUGAGUUCAUCAGGCAUAUGUUUGAAAGCGAGCCAAGUCCAUCAGGUCGUGGCUCCAAAUUCAAAACCGUUACACAACGACACAAAGAACAGCUCUCGAAGCUCAUGAAAGAACUCGGAAGCACAGAACCACAUUUCGUUAGGUGCAUCCUACCGAAUCUGAAUAAGAAGCCCAAUAAAUUUGACAAAAGCCUUGUUCUCAGUCAAUUGAGAUGCAAUGGUGUCUUGGAGGGUAUUCGUAUCGCUCGAGCUGGUUUCCCAAACAAAAUGAGCUACGAAGAUUUCUUUGAGAGGUACUCAAUCUUGAAUUCUGUUGAUGUAUUCACAAAGAACAUGAAGACGAAUGGAGAGUUAAUUCUCAAGCAUGUCAAUUUGGAUCCAGACACGUAUAGAACUGGUAUUACAAAAGUCUUUUUCAAGAACGGUAUACUCGGACACCUUGAGGAACUCCGUGAUGCGAGUCUCAAAAGAGUGAUAUGCAAAUUCCAAAGUCUUGUGAGAGGAAAACAAGCACGUUCAAAAAUACAGCGGCAAAUCGAAGUGGUACAAGCUUCGCAGGUAUUUAGCCGGAACCUCCUGAAACUUGACGAGUAUGUCAAUCAAGGAAAAAGCCCGUGGCUUAAAUUGUUCAUUAAUCUCAAGCCGCUUUUAGAAGACUCAGUUAAAGUUUUGGCUACUACUGAAAUGAACGAGAGUCUCAAAAAGCUCAAUGGUAAAAUCAAGGAAGCCGAAAUUGCUAAGGCUGCUGUGGAGUCCGAGAACACCUCUUUGAAGGAUCGUUUGUGUGCCCUUGAAGAUGAAAUUAUGAAUGUAAACCAAAGUCAUUCUGAGAAGCUCGCCCUUCUCAAAACGCUCGAACUGGAGGAAAAGACUCGUGAUACUAAGCUCAGAGACACAGAGAGGCAACUUGUUGAGUUGAAGGCACUUGGCGAGAAGCUUUCAGAGUCAAAAAUCGAACUUCAGACCAAGUAUGAGCAAUCACAAUUAAAAAUUACGGAACUCGAGACUCUGGUUGAAAAUAUGAAGAAUGAGUUAGUGAAAUCUAAUGAGCAGAUUUCUCAACAUAAAAAAGAGAUCGAGACUCUUCAAGAGCAAUUAAAGCAAUACCUGAAUCUACAAGAGAAUCUCAAAAAAGAAUCAUCUAGAUAUUUGGCUUUGUCGACAGAGCAUCAACUUUCGAAACAGAAAGGAGAAGAGUUACAAAAGGCUAUUGAUGUCUGUAAAGCCGAAUUAGAGGCUAAAGAGAAUAAAAUUGCCGAGCUUGUGGAUUUGAACAACAAGGCUCAGGAGAAUGUAUCAGCUAUGAGAUCAAAAAGUGCUGAGGAUGCUUUGACGACCGAGAAGAAUAACGAAUUGACACUCAGACUUCAAAACGUGGAAAAGACUCUCGAAGAAAUGAAUGAAGAAAAAAGAUUGCUUAAAAUCAGGAUUUCACAACUUGAAGCCGAGAAUACUUCCUUGGACCAAACAAGAAAGAGGGUGCUUCAAGAAGGUGAAAACGUGAAGACGGCCUUAAUGAGCGACAAAAAACGAGAGAUUGAUGUUCUUGAUUCGAAGCUUCAAACUUUGAACGGCAAGACCGUUAUGUUAGAGAAGCAUCUUGCAGAAAAAACAUCUGAGCUUGCGAAUCAACUCGAACUUAAUGAAAAACAGAAGCUUCUUAUUGGAGAAAUGAGCGAUAGUGUGAACGAGAACAAAAGAUUACAAGAUCUUUUGAAGUCUGAACGUAAUGCGUCCGUAUUAGCGCUCCGAAAUCUUGAAGAAACGAAAGCAACAAUGGCAAGUCACCUCUUGGAGCAUAAGCAGACCUUGAAAUCGCUUGAGGAUUUGAAGAAUGAGUGUCAGUAUCUACGGAAAUCGAAAGAUGAUUUCUCUGAUCAAAUAAUGAAACUCAAAGCGGAAAACCAAGGACUCGAAAAUAAGUUACAAGACAAGGAGAAUAUGCCACCAGCCACUCCUAACUAUGAUCCCGCUCUAGUGAGCGAAUACGCUGCAAUGAAGACAAAGUUCAAUGAACAGAGUGCUGUCUUGCGAAAUGAAAAGUUUGAGAACCAAAAACUUUCGGAAGAGAUCGAGAUGCUACGCGAGAAGGUUCGGGGUAAUUUCGAAAGCCCACUGAAACGAAGCACUGCCAGAAGAUCUUUACAGGCUGAUGACAGUAUGCGUGCAAGUCAAAUGAGCGAUAUCCGCUUCGCUGAAGAGAUCAAAAGCUUGAGAAUUCGCUUGCAACAGGAGGAGGCUAAUGUUGUUCGGGCUGAAAACUAUGCCAUCGAACUUCAGAAGAAACUCAACAAGUUUCAGGCAACUCGCAGUGUCGAGAAUAACACAGAUUAUUCUGAAAAAUUGCGCGCUUCGCAAACUAGGGUCGAAGCUCUUGAGAGCAGGCUCUCUGCUUUACUUAAUGGUUCUACAGAUUCACCAUACGAUAAUAGUCAUUUGGGCAUGUCCCGAAGUGGCAGUUUUGGGGCCAUGAGUAGUGCGAGCGGAACAGAAUUUGCCAAGAUCUACAGUGAUAUGAAUCAAACGUUAAAGACGACUAGAGAAGAGUUGUCAAAAUCCAAGACUGAAAUAUUGAGAUUGAAGUCGUUGCUUAGAGAAAGCGAGGAUGAACUUUACGAAAUCAAAAGAGAAAGUGUGAAGGCUUCCGUGAGAGACUAUGAGGAUCAAAUGGCUCGUUUGAAAGUUGCCAACAACAAUUUAACGCAAGAAACCGAGGAUUUGAAAAAAUCGCUCUCUACUCAUAAGAAGAAGUGUGAGGAAUAUUACGAGAAACUCGAACUUGCCGAAUCUGCGGCUGCUAUGAGCAAGCGACAAGAGGAACAGUGUAAACAAGAAUUGAAGGAAAAAAGUGUCGAGUUGAGACUCAUGAAAGAUGAGGUCAGAGCUAUUGACAAGAUAAUCCGGAAGUUGCGUGAGGAUAAACACGAUUUAGAAUCGAGUUUGAAGGAUCUGGAGGUAAAGGAAAUGAAACUAAGAGCUAUCAAUAAGAAUCUCCAGGACCAAAUGGCCUAUCUCAACAACACAUAUGGAGAUAGGAAAAGAUCUGUGGAGGACUACAAAGAAGAGAUACGUGCACUCCAAGCUGACGUGAAGUUCAAAUUGGAGAAGGAAACAGAGAUCAUUAAAGAGAACAAAAGGCUUACGAUUGAAAACGAGGAACUUCAAAGAAUAAAGGAAGAAGUUCUUGCCGAGAAUUCAGAGAUCAAUGACGAGAACGAGAAGCUCUCGAAUCAAAAUGAUGAGCACAGACAAGAGAUCGAACACUUGACCGCUGCCAAGCAGAGCCAUGAGCGCAAGCUUGAACAGAAUGCAAAGCAGAUCGAUUCUUUGCAUAAAAUUAUCGAGGAGAAUGGGAGACAAAUGGAAGCUCUCAACGCAUUUAACAGGGAGUUGGAGUCAGUGAAAGCGACUCAUGAGGAUCGGAUUGAAAAGUUGGAAAAUGAAUUGAAGAAUACCAACAUCAAUCUCGAGAUUUCAAGGGAACAUGGACAUAAUAUGGAGCAGAGUCGACAGGCUGCCUUUGCAGAGCUUGAGGUAAUAAAGGGAAGAUGGGAUAGUAGUGACAGUCGCUACAAGGAGGCGCGGACUGAAAACCUCGUUUUGGUUGAGGAGAACGAGAGCCUCAAAACAAUCAAUGCAGAGCUAGGUAAGAAAGUUGGCCUGCUCGAAGAAAAGCUCUACUCUAACGAACAAAUCAAAUUCUUGGAGACUAAUCUCGAAAAUUUGAAGCAGCAAAUUGCACAGAUGAAGAAUGAGGGGCUUGACCGAGAUGCCAAGGAACAGAAAUUGCAGCGGCAAGUAGGUGCUCUUGAAUACGAUGCUGAGAACAAGAGCGUGCAAUUGAAGAAGUACAACGACGAGAAUUUCAAUCUCCAGAAUACGGUCACCCAGCAAAAGGGUAAAAUCGAGUACUUGUAUCAAGAGAACAAUGACAAGGACUUGAAGAUCAAAGCUCAAGAACGAGAACUCAAGGAGUUACGCGAAAGGCUAGGCGACUUCAGAGGGUAA
Molecule: messenger RNA, 5760 nt
Organism: Australozyma saopauloensis
Lineage: Eukaryota; Fungi; Ascomycota; Pichiomycetes; Serinales; Metschnikowiaceae
Gene: MYO1
Product: myosin 1
Exons: 1
Coding region: 1-5760 (1919 amino acids)
Biological process (GO): actin filament organization; vesicle transport along actin filament
Cellular component (GO): cytoplasm; actin cytoskeleton; myosin complex
Molecular function (GO): actin filament binding; microfilament motor activity; ATP binding
Source: RefSeq, a predicted model, not a curated record